Molecule: messenger RNA, 353 nt
Organism: Racocetra persica
Lineage: Eukaryota; Fungi; Glomeromycota; Glomeromycetes; Diversisporales; Gigasporaceae
Source: the annotation of a GenBank genome assembly
UUAAUAAAUUAAAAUCUAAUAAAUCAAAUGCAUCAAACAAUCUACCAACACAUACUGACAAUGAUGAUAUUAGUGCAUUGAGGACAACUGGGUUGUCAUACCCAAUAAAUAAUAUAGAUCCUUGUGAUUAUGAUGAUAUUGAUGCUAAUAAUCUUACUAAAACUGAUAAAACUAUUAGAGCUCCUCAAGAUAAUUCAAAAACUACUACUGUCAUAUCCACCGGCCCUAGUAAGAAAAUGGAUAAAGCAACUGACAAAGCCAAUGACAAUGGUGAAGAUAAUAAUGACAAUAAUGAUAAUGCCCAGAACAAUAAUGACGAUUAUGAUAAUACUCAGGACAACGAUUCUGAUUAA